Molecule: messenger RNA, 5146 nt
Organism: Columba livia (rock pigeon)
Lineage: Eukaryota; Metazoa; Chordata; Aves; Columbiformes; Columbidae
Gene: JMJD6
Product: jumonji domain containing 6, arginine demethylase and lysine hydroxylase
Exons: 7
Coding region: 141-1424 (427 amino acids)
Biological process (GO): phagocytosis
Cellular component (GO): nucleus; cytoplasm
Molecular function (GO): histone H4R3 demethylase activity; P-TEFb complex binding
Source: RefSeq, a predicted model, not a curated record
CGGGGCCGCAACGACAGCGGCGGCAAGGGGGUGAAAUUUCUCGAAGGUGCGGCGGCCGUGCCGGGGCGAGUCGGGGCCGGGCUGGGGGCUGCGCCGGGCGCGGAGCGGCACCUGGGGCUCGCUGAGAGCAGCGACAGCGGAUGGUAACGGCCCCCAGCGCUGCCGCUAGUGCCGUCGCCAUGAAUCAUAAGAGCAAGAAGCGGAUCCGUGAGGCGAAGCGCAGCGCCCGGCCCGAGCUGAAGGACUCGCUGGACUGGACCCGCCACAACUACUGCGAGACCUUCCCCCUCAGCCCCGCCGCCUGCAAGGAUAAUGUGGAGAGGGCAGAUGCACUCCAGUUAACAGUGGAAGAAUUUGUUGAGCGUUAUGAAAAACCUUACAAGCCUGUAGUUCUGCUGAAUGCCCAGGUGGGCUGGUCUGCACAAGAGAAGUGGACUCUGGAACGACUGAAACGCAAAUAUAGGAACCAGAAGUUCAAGUGUGGGGAGGACAAUGACGGUUAUUCUGUGAAGAUGAAGAUGAAAUACUACAUAGAGUAUAUGGAAACCACACGCGAUGACAGCCCACUCUACAUCUUUGACAGCAGUUAUGGAGAGCAUCCCAAGCGCAGGAAACUCCUAGAGGACUACAAAGUACCCAAAUUCUUCACAGAUGAUCUGUUUCAGUAUGCAGGGGAGAAACGAAGGCCACCUUACAGAUGGUUUGUGAUGGGCCCGCCUCGUUCUGGAACAGGAAUUCACAUUGAUCCCUUGGGAACUAGUGCCUGGAAUGCCUUAGUCCAGGGACAUAAACGUUGGUGCCUGUUCCCUACCAGCACUCCCAGAGAACUGAUCAAAGUCACACGAGAAGAGGGAGGGAACCAGCAGGAUGAGGCCAUCACUUGGUUCAAUGUCAUCUAUCCGAGGACGCAGCUCCCCACCUGGCCCCCUGAAUUCAAACCCCUGGAAAUCUUACAGAAACCAGGCGAGACUGUCUUUGUGCCAGGUGGCUGGUGGCAUGUAGUUCUCAAUCUCGACACAACUAUUGCCAUCACGCAGAACUUUGCCAGCUGUACCAACUUCCCGGUGGUGUGGCACAAGACGGUAAGAGGGAGACCCAAAUUGUCCCGGAAGUGGUACAGGAUCCUAAAGCAGGAACAUCCUGACUUGGCAGCCUUGGCUGAUUCAGUUGACCUGCAGGAAUCUACUGGUAUCGCUUCUGAUAGUUCUAGCGAUUCUUCCAGUUCCUCAAGCUCCAGCUCCUCAGACUCUGAUUCAGAGUGUGACUCUGGCUCUGAGACAGAGGGGAUGAUGCACCGGAGGAAAAAGAGGAGAACUUGCAGCAUGAUGGGUAACGGUGACACAACUUCCCAGGACGACUGUGUGAGCAAAGAGCGCAGCUCCUCCAGGAUUAGGGAAUCUUGUGGCGGCCGCAGCUACCCCUGAGCGAAAACAACACCCACCGAGGGGCAGCUGCCAGUUGAAGCUCCGUUAGCAGCCAGCCAGCUCUGUUCUACCCCCUUCUGCUUCUGUUUUUCACACCCCUUACGUUUUUGUCGCUCUUCCUCGAUCCAGACAUCCGUCUCCAUUAUGUGCUGUUGAAGGUUGGCUCCUUACUAACUUCUAGGGGAAUGCCCCGACUCAACAUUAUUGUGCAAUGCUUUAUCCCCUCUGCGCCCCACGUGAGUGCACUAGUGACCCAGCUUUGGGUAAGGACAUGCCAAGUAUUUAAUGGUUCACGUAACUGGCAAGGAAGACGACGGUCAGUUUUUAAAGAACUCUUUUUAAAACCAGCAGGUAAAUGUAAAAACCUGCCUUGCUUUGACACUGUCAUAUGUUUACAUGUUGUCCUGUACACUUGAGGAAAGGAACACCAGCCCUUUUGGCCUGUCUGAACGUCCAGCGGAUCUUGCACCAGAAUUUCAGGAAGGGAGGGUGGUAUGAAUGCUCCGAACACUGAAGCAACAUGAGUGAAGGUGACCACCGACCUGAAGCAUCUUUUGUGGUCUUAAUCUACACAUAUACAUCUAAGAUGCAACACCUUAACCAGCAGCAGUCCAUUUACUUUUGCUCUGUACCUGUUAUGAUGACUGGUAACAAAGAUGCACUAGCACCUUGCAAUAGGAAGCUUGAUGGAGCAGGAGAAUCCUGGUGUUUCUUGCACAGCAAAAACUGAGGGGGGGGGGGGGGAAGUCAGCAUUUUCCAAUAAUUAUAAUCCUUUAGGUGCAGGCAUGAUAAUUAGCAUUAGGCAACAACUGACAGAGUCUGAAUUUUACAUUAUAACAACAGUUGCUGGGCUUUAAAUGUCAAGCAGUUUUAGGGCCAUGGGCUCAUUCAGGCCGGUGCAGUUCACAUACCUAAACGACUUUCCUUUGAGGUUAUGGGUUCAGACAUUUCGGGAACUUUCGGUGCCAAUUUUAGAGAAAUGGGAAGGGGACAUACUGUUUUAUGCUUUUUAAAAAUGCAAUGUGUUGCUUAAGUCUGUGUAAGUGCAUUCGUAUUAUGCCAGGUAAAGCUCUCAUCCCCAAGGGAUCUGUUGAAGCUGCUGGGUUUUUUAGCAGGGGCUUGUGCUGGUGGUGUCAGCAAAGAGGUCUGGCUGGCUGAUGGUGGCCUGCAAGGAAAUGACCCUUCUCGAUCUGAUUAGCACAGCCAGGAGCUCACUGGGCUAAGCUGCUUCCUUGGGUGCUCUCCUGGGACCCAGGACAUGGGUGUUCCAUCUCACUUCAGCUGUUCUUCUUUGGGAGAGGAAACGUAAAAGCAGUGUCUGUGUAAAAUAGAUGCAAUAAUGCCCAGGCACUGAUGACAGAAUUAAAAAGCAGAUUGGCAGCCUUAACUGCGACUUUCUUAUACGUGUUGUAUUUGGUGGAACCCCGAACGUUGCUUGUCUGAAUUUUCUGAUCAUUUUUUUAUAAGACUGUCUCUUCCAGUUUAAAGACUCUCUCCCUUCUUGGAGACUGGGCCAUAUCCUGUUGUACGAGGGAAUCCUAAAUAUGUUUGUCAGGAUCUCUGUUUCUGAAUCUUCUGUGCCAGUCAUUUUUUUUAUAGGAGCAGUGUGGCAGUGAAAAAAUGGAGAGAGGGAAGGUUUAUUGGUACACUCCUUAGUUGUCCAGACUCUUGAAUUUCCUGUGAUAGCCAGGUGUAAGCAAGCACUCUGUAGACUGCUGCAGAUUCUUCCGCAGGAUUACUUCAUUUUAAAAAAAGCUGCUCAAACUCGUGGUGUUUCUGGCCAAGGUUGCCUUUUUUCCUGCCUGGUCGAACAGCCUGGGAGCCUGCACAACCUGUAUUUCUUCUCAGAGCAGGCUGCAGCUGCUGCUUUUUGGAAGAAUGUGAGGGUCUGGAGAGGUGAAGGCUUGAAGUCUGAGGUCUCUCACCAUGAGAAGAGUCCUUAGAGAACGGUCUGCUGCCCUCUUUGGUGGCUGGACAGUUUGUAUGUCACUAAGAUAGCUGAUGCUGUAGCUUCCAGUGGUAUUUGACACGCACGGUUCAGUUUUGCAGUCUUAAAAAUCUGAAAAGCCUGAUCGCUGUCCCAGGAAAGCUGCAUCUCUACCACCAGAAGCACAGUGAGAAGAGCCAGAACGCAGGGUAUUCUGUGCCUCUGAACUCUUCCAUGGUGUAAAAUAAAACCAUUUCAGGUUGAAGCCUGUGUUAAUUUGAUGUCCCUCACAGAAUGGUGGUGUGUUUGAAAUGGGCUGCAGGCAUCGCGAUACCAGCAACGCUCUCCUGACUUCUCCACAAGGCACUUUCAGAUACGAAACAAAGGUGGAUCUGUUCAGGCUGCCUGGGAAUCGGGACUCCUGGGAUCUCUCGUUCUUCCGCUUGCAGGCUCUUGCCUCAGCCAAACUGGUGAGCUGCUGUUUGUUUUAAUAGAUGAGGAAAAUACCUAGCUCACAGGGGUGUUGUGAGGCUGAAGCAUAAUUACUGUGUAAGAUGCUUUGAAGUCAUCCUCCCACAAAAAAGUGUUCCAGACAUCCUAAACAACCUGAGACUUCCUAACCUGGUGUUAGCUUUUUGUAGCAGAAAAUGUUGGGGAAGAUAUUCAGCACUCUUGGCCACGUGGUGUUCUGUGGUGGCCCUUCCAGAAUUGCUGUGUGGUACAUCAAUUGUAGCAGAACAAGGCUUUUUGUUUUCACCAGAGUUUUAACCGUUGGUGUUUCGUAACCUGCUUCCAACGGGUCCUGCUAGAUUGGAAUUGUUUUAAAAUAGGACUAGAAUAAAUUCUCUCUCAUUGGGGAGUCAGCUUCACUGGCCUUACGGGCCAGGUGAAUGAGGAAUAAAGUUAAAAGCUGUGCUGCCUUGUGCCUGGCUCUGUGCCUGGGGAGGCUGACUGGGGAGAGGGGUUUUGUGCUCUUGCUUCUGCAGGCUUGUGCUUCUUGGGGCACCUAUGUCUCCUGUUCCGACCCCACUGGUUUUGUGUACGGCAGAGCCCUGGAUGCAGCAGCGUGGCUCUGCCGCAGCCCCCUGCACAUGGAGGGGUGCCCUGUUUCCCAGGGACAGGCUCAGAGCCACAGGCUGGAUUUAGAGUGUGGCUGUCCCCAUCGUACUGUGUGUCCGUGUCACCGUCCUGCCUGCUCUGGUGAAAGGUGAAAGGAUCUCUGAGCUCUGGCCGUGCUUUUGAGUCUGGUAAGUGAUACAGGCUGGUCUGCUGUGACAGUUCAGGACUAGACGGAUAAACACCCUGUCAGAACUGUGUGUGUGAACAACAGCCGUGCUGAUCUCAGCGCUUGUUCUCUGCACAAGUGCUCAGGGAACAGGUGAGACCGAGGAGGCACUGACAUACCCUCCUCCCCUCCCCAGCUGGGGGGUGCUGGCUCCAGUUUGUCUUCGCGGUUAUGUUAAGCCUCUCCAAAUGCCUAGAAGAAAGACAGCAACCUCUUUCAUAAUUAACCUGGACUCCUCCUCCCUGAGUCCCCAGCUGUCAUGGGGCAGGAAGCAAGACUGGUGACUGAAUUAAAUCAUUUUGACGGAAAGUUUUUGGUGUCCCCCUCAGAAACGGGGGGAAGAAAGCUCACGGAUUUGUUUGACGGUCAGGCCAUCAGCUCCAAGCCCUGCCGCUGCCGUUAGCUGCUUUUAUCACCCCAUCCAGCAGAGCUGGGAUACUCUUAAUUGUCUUGUUUGGAUGAUUGUGGUUUUGCUUUUUAUUUUAAAUAAAAUCAAUUAUUUUGCAUUA